CAGGGUCACGAUAGGAGACACGUCCUGUUUCUGGGGAAGACCCUUAGUGUUGACUGAGUAAUUGCGCGCAUCAUCGCGUAAAACGGUUGACGCAAUUUGUGUAUUUCUCCUUUCCAGAUGCGAUAACCCCGGAACACGCGUGUGAUCUUAUCUCUGCAAAAAUGUUCAAUAAAAACAGGCUCCUCUAUCACAGAGUCUGAGGAGCUGUGGAACGGGAGGAUAUGAUUUUCAUCACACUUCACAAAUGGCUCGAGUGAGUGGCGUGGGAUUAAAAGCGGCAAUCUGAAGAAUUGAUGGAAUGUUAUUCGGAGACCUCUGUUGGUUACGAACGUCCUACACUCAUUGAGAAACAUGAGGUUGGAAAGAUGAACAUGUCUGAGGAGCAAAUCAACUGCACUAUAAGCCACGAGAUUCACCAGUACCUGUUUUCAGGUGCGUACAUCCUAGUCCUGCUAGUGGGUCUUCCCGCCAAUGCUUACUCGCUCUACCAUGCCUGGCUGCAACUAAAAGCCCGCAAUGAGCUGGGGGUCUACUUGUUGAACCUGACCAUAUCGGAUCUGCUGUACCUGGCCUCCUUGCCCCUCUGGCUCCAGUAUAUUUUCCAGGGGGACGACUGGAGCGGCUCGGAGUGGCUCUGUCAGCUGUGUGGUUUCCUGCUCUACGAGAACAUCUAUGUCAGCAUUGGUUUUCUGUGUUGUAUCUCCAUUGACCGCUACCUUGCAGUGGUCUACCCCUUCCGCUUCUCCGCUUUCAGGACGGUACGAGCAGCAGCACUGGUCAGUACGGUGGUCUGGCUCAAAGAGCUUGCCGUAGGAGUGGUGUUUUUCCGGCAUAAGGAGCUCAGCAAGGACAAGCAUAACCAAUCUGUGUGCUUUGAGCACUAUCCCAUGAAGACAUGGGAGUACCCCAUAAACUACUACCGUUUUUACAUAGGCUUCCUGUUCCCUUUAGGAAUCCUCUCAGUGUCGUACUUUCGAGUCCUCCGAGCAGUGGGCAAGAGUGCAGGCACGCAGACCGCCCAGAAAACGCGCAUCAAGUACCUGGUGACCAGCACCAUUGUCAUCUUCCUGGUGUGCUUCUCGCCGUACCACGUCUUCCUGCUGGUGCGCACUGUAUUUGAGCGGGACUGCGCUUUCAUUGAGAACAUUUUCAAUUACUACCAUUUCUCUCUGUUGCUUACUAGCUUUAACUGCGUGGCGGACCCAGCGCUCUACUGUUUUAUCAGUGAAAAUGCACAAAAGGGCAUCCAGAAGGCUCAGGAUGCUUGUACUCGGGUCUUCUGCUGCUGCUCAAAAAGUCAUGGAAGGUUCAGCACGCACUCCACUGAGCUGGCAGUCACCAAUGAUAAUGUAACAGGCACGUCAGUGGUGACACUCUUGCAGCAGAUCAAAACUGAAGUUUGAACUU
This is a messenger RNA of Rhinichthys klamathensis goyatoka, 1407 nucleotides long. RefSeq names its product ovarian cancer G-protein coupled receptor 1 (gene gpr68). Bases 294 to 1403 code for a protein of 369 amino acids. Gene Ontology annotation, cellular component: membrane. Gene Ontology annotation, molecular function: G protein-coupled receptor activity. Lineage: Eukaryota; Metazoa; Chordata; Actinopteri; Cypriniformes; Leuciscidae. The record is from RefSeq and is a predicted model, not a curated record. The transcript is spliced from 2 exons. Gene Ontology annotation, biological process: G protein-coupled receptor signaling pathway; cellular response to pH.